UGUAUUCUCCUUGACUUUGAACGCUGCAUCGCUGAUCGCUACAUCGGAGAAUUUGCAUCAUUCUAAGCGCAUAGUGUUGAUUUUAAAAAGUUGAUUAAUAUCUCAUCCUCCCACAUAAACAGUUUUAUGUUCAAAGAACGCGUAGAAUUCCGCGAUUCGUGUUUCCCUUUUAUUCUGUAUUCAGUGCAAUAAGUGUUUACUUUUAUAUCCUUCCCAAAGGACAUUACCCCCAGAGAGUCAAAAACCGAGACAAAAAUCGAUUUUUUUAUUUGCGUUUUUGGAAGACGGAAAAAUCUGCUUGCCGUAAUGUAGAGAAACAUGUUUUUCGCCGAUUCUGCAGCGGUUUCGAUAGUGAGCUAAAGUUAGAUUGUGCGUAGGAGAUUACUGCGAAGUGGUUGCAGCCGUGCAUGAAAUGGAUACAAAAAACCCAAUCCUACACAUUUUGGUGGUGGGUUUCCACCACAAGAAAGGAUGUCAGGUGGAAUUCUCCUAUCCUCCCUUGAUAGCCGGGUCAGAAGGGAAACAGGAAUGUCCCUCUGGAUGGAAGUAUCUUCCAACGUUGGCCCUCCCGGAUGGAUCUCAUAACUUCAACAAAGACUUCGUGUGCUUCAAUCUGCCCAGCCUGACGGACCCGCAUGAGUCUAUCUAUGGCAUCAGCUGCUACCGUCAGAUACCGGUCGAGAAGCUCAAAAUCCGUACGGCCGAGAUGACCCGCAGCACGGUGCAGAAGGCAGUUUGUGCGUUACUGUCGACCCCAAUCUACGGCUAUGUGGAAGUUAAGCUGUCGUUGAUAGCCCAUGCGUUCUUCGAGCAAGGCGAUUUUUCCUGUACGGAUAUUCUGGUGAAGGCUUUCGAGCAGCAGAAUGCUUGCCUCUACUCGAUGGACCCGCUGGAGCUGGCUCCGGCUAGGUUGCACUUCGUUGGAUUGCCACUGAGGGAACUCGUACUGAAAUGGCGACAUAAACUACUAAUGCUGUACAAGAUGCUAAUGUUGCAGAAACGUGUUAUCUGUUUUGGAUCACCAGUACAACCGACGUGUGCAUUAAUUUUGGGGGUCGUGUCUCUGCAUCCGGAGCUGUUGUCUAAAGGAUUCCAAGAAGUGGCAUGUGUUAAAACAUCUCGACCGAUGUCACCGAUGCCAAAUUUUGGAACGCCCCUAGAUGAAACCAAGAAAUUUUCCUCCGAACCGAGCUCACCCGUCAAAGAGUGCUCAACCGGGGACCCGGAUCCCCAGGGUGAAUCAUCCGGGUCGGCGUCAUCAACGGCUCAAGUGACCGUCCAACAGAUGCCACACUCACAGGACACGGAUUCCGGCAGCACAAGCACCACCCGGGAAAUCACGCCCUGCUCGGAUGAUGCUCAACUCGGCUCGCUGCAAGAGGACACGACUGCUGGCCGGAAUGGAUCCGCCCGCCCAGGGUUGGCCCGCGAAACCAGUGUCGAUACCAUCGCAUCGAACUUCUCCAGCCUUUGCGCGGUCAAGCCGGAAGAAUGGAUGGCACCGUUAAAGAUCUUUCACGAGGGAAACCUCUGUCUACCGUAUCUGUCGCUGCCAUACAUGGACCUCCUGACGGAUCCGUCGGUCAAGGGCUACAUUAUCGGGGCAUCGAAUGUCCUGUUCCAGCAGAAGCGACAACUGGCGGACGUUAUGAUCGAUGUGGAAAAUGCCGUGAUCGACGUGUAUGAUCUGGAGCUGAAAAGGCAAACGCAGCUGAGCACCGAGGACCUGCGGUUUGCGGAUUUCAUCAUACGAAACGUACAGAACCCCAAAGAAGAUGCCGAAGGGAGCGAAGUUUGGAUUCGGGAACAGUUCUACGGCUACAUGGUGGCACUGCUCAAGUCGUCGCUGUGUUCAGAAGGCAGCAAAGAGUUGGAACACUUCAACGUAAAUUUCAUGAGCGCUCUCAAAGGAACCCAAUGCUACCAAGACUGGCUGGAACGGAGCGGUGGCGAAACAAACCCUGCUUUCGAAGCUUUAGCUGUCGGACAUCCUUUCGCAGGAACACUCUCAGUCGCUGAUAUGAAGCUACGCAUCGCACAAACCAUGCAAAACAGCGAAAGUGGCCGCAAGCUGAACCAAGCUGUUAACACUACUAGUCGAGCGGUAGGUGGAGCCAUUAGUACCGCCAAAGGAGCAUUCUCCACAUGGUGGACGUCGAUUACAGCAGCAGUUCCGGCGACAGCCCCAGCAGCCGAACCUAGCGCACAAUCCGACAAUGCUCAAAGCAACAGUAAUAACAACAACAACGGCGAUCAAUACUCGGAAUCGAGUGACUAUGACGAGGAUGAUCCGGAUCCGGAGAACAGUAGCUACAGCGAUAGCGACCAAAGUCAGAGCGAUGGGCCACCGGCAUCCAGUAGGCCAAUAGCAACGGCCGAACUGACCGCAGAAAGAACCAACAACAUCAUCGAAAUCGGUAAAGAGGCUGAACUUUUGGAUCGAAAGCAGAAAAUUCUCGACGUUUAGGUAAAAGAUGAAAUCACCCACCGCUGAUUUAUUGGAGAAGAGUGCAAGCUAAGCUAGGACGUUCGAAAUCAUUCCAAAUUGACGAAUUUAACGGUGGGAGGCAGAUUGUUUAAAGAAUCAUGUUGUAAGUUGCAUUGUGUUUCCGUUCCUCUAUAUUGUACUUACAGCCUACCCCACAGCUGCGCUGAAUCACUCAAAUUGUAAUAGCCAGUAGUAAUGGAUAUUCAUCUCGCUUCAAUGAGAAGUCAAAGGUACAUAAAUAAUAUAGUGCUAGACUCAUUUAGGCUUCGUUAUAAGUAAAACCAUAGUUUGUUUAGAGUCAUAUUUUAGGUUCUCGCGUCAUCGAGAACAAUACAAUAUACAAAUGUGUGAUAAGACAUUAUAUUCAAACUUCGAUAGGUUAUCGUCACGAAAUAGCUGUCUAACAACAUUAAACGCAUGUGUUACAAAUAAAAACCAAUUAAACCACAUGAA
This is a messenger RNA of Aedes albopictus (Asian tiger mosquito), 2941 nucleotides long. Its product is annotated as late secretory pathway protein AVL9 homolog. The record is from RefSeq and is a predicted model, not a curated record. The transcript is spliced from 6 exons. Bases 413 to 2467 code for a protein of 684 amino acids. NCBI's taxonomy places the organism in Eukaryota, Metazoa, Arthropoda, Insecta, Diptera, Culicidae. Gene Ontology annotation, cellular component: cytoplasm.